AAUGGGGUUUGACAGGUGGGAGAGGAGAAGUUGAGGGUGUUGGACUUUUUUUUGGUUCUCUUAAGCAUCACAUCAUUCGCUACUCUUUCCACCUAUAAAGCUUGGUCUUCCCUUAGACAUUUUCCCCAACAAUCAGAGACAAAUUCCAUGAUCCUUUGCUCUUCGAUUGGAGCAAGAGGGCUUCGUAUAUUUACAUAUAUAGAAAGAGAGAGAGACACAGAGAUAGCACACAACACAAAUUAAGAGAUGGGUAGAGCUCCAUGCUGUGACAAGGCCAACGUGAAGAAGGGUCCAUGGUCUCCUGAAGAAGAUGCAAAGCUCAAGGAUUACAUUGAGAAGUAUGGUACUGGUGGCAACUGGAUCGCUCUUCCCCAGAAGAUUGGGCUUAAGAGAUGUGGAAAGAGUUGUAGACUGAGAUGGCUGAAUUACUUGAGGCCUAACAUCAAGCAUGGUGGAUUCUCUGAAGAAGAAGACAACCUCAUCUGCAGUCUCUAUAUAAGUAUUGGGAGCAGGUGGUCCAUAAUUGCCGCUCAAUUGCCCGGGAGAACUGAUAAUGAUAUCAAAAACUACUGGAACACUAGGCUGAAGAAGAAGCUGCUAGGAAGACGGAAGCAGUCCAACACAAACCCUAAAUCAGCACCAAAUCAUGAGGAUCCAAAAGAUACGAACGAGCAAGAUAACUCGAGUUCAUCAUCCUUAAGUCCCACAGCUUUAGAAAGGCUUCAGCUCCAUUUGCAGCUUCAAUGCUUCCAGAACCCUUUGUCUUUCUACAACAAUCCUGCACUGUGGCCCAAGAUGCAUCCCCUCCAAGAAAAGAUGAUCCAAAGCCUCCAACUCCUGAAAGAAAGCUCAAAUCCUUUGUUGCCUCGUCAACUGGGACAAGAAUUCCCAGUAACAACCAGCUUAAAAAGGGAUCAAAUAGAGAAUAAUUUUAUGAAUGGCAUGUCAUCUAAUUCGGAAAGUUCCAUCGCCUUCAGUACUGGAACCAAUCUGCUGAACUCAUCCAUCAAUGUGACAAACUCAGAUGCAAUGGAGUAUGCAGGAUUAUCUCAGCCAGUUUCAACUUUUCAAGCUGAGCUUGAUGCCUUUCUUGGCAACAAACCAAUUGGGUUUUCACCGCAGCAGGAUCUAAUAGUCGAAGACUUUGAUUGUUUUAAAGAGAUGGAUAGUUCGAAGGACGGCUUGAUUUGGUGGUCCAAUGAGCCUGACCCAAAAUCAGCUUCCCCAAGUUCUUGGAAUUCUUCUUCUGCCCUUCACUCCGAGGGGAUGUAUCAGGGUUAUGGAUUAGGCUACAGCCUAGAGUAAUGAAUGGCAUUAAUGUUUUUAUAAAAUUGUAUUCAGGGAGGAGGAGGUGCUGAUCAGAACUGGAGAUAUAUAUAGAGGUUGUGAAUAUUUAUAUAUAUAUAUAUAAUAAUGUUAUCUUCUUUAU
Diospyros lotus (date-plum) is the source of this 1429-nucleotide messenger RNA. RefSeq names its product transcription factor MYB36. The transcript is spliced from 3 exons. Lineage: Eukaryota; Viridiplantae; Streptophyta; Magnoliopsida; Ericales; Ebenaceae. The coding region runs from base 247 to 1305 and encodes 352 amino acids. The record is from RefSeq and is a predicted model, not a curated record.